This is a messenger RNA of Myxozyma melibiosi, 939 nucleotides long. RefSeq lists its product as uncharacterized. The record is from RefSeq and is a predicted model, not a curated record. Bases 98 to 835 code for a protein of 245 amino acids. The transcript has a single exon. Lineage: Eukaryota; Fungi; Ascomycota; Lipomycetes; Lipomycetales; Lipomycetaceae.
UAGAGUGCUGUUAGCUAUAGUUCUGAGAAGGCAAGAAGGACGAAGACGAACGUACGCGCAUGCGCAUGUCGGCGGGCAUGCCUCUGCAAUCGAGGCCAUGCUUUUUGACGCGGUAGGGAUUGUAGUGAGCCCAUGUUGCUUGGCAGUAGUUGCAGCGGAAGAUGGGAGGCGCGUUUGGGCGCUUGACUUCGUGGGCGAUGGAGUCUGCUACGGAGUCGCGGGGACGGCCGGCUUUUCGCUUGGGGAGGGAGGAGGGGUGGGGUUUUUGGUUGGUCUUUUGCUGCUGCUGUUGUUGUUGCUGUUGCUGCUGUUGCUGCUGCUGUUGCUGCUGUUGCUGGAGUUGUUGAUGCUGCUGGUGAAGGGGAAGGGAGAUGGAGGAGCCAGGGAGAGAGUGGGUGUAUGCCGAGUCCGCAGGCGGAGGGGGGACGUAUGCAGAGGAGGGAAAGGCCUGGGAGGGGUCGGAGAAGGCGGGCUGGAGGAGGGGCGCAGGGGGCCUCAGCUGGAGGGUGGAGGCAGCCAGAGGCGGACGAGGGAGGUGGGGGAGGCCCUGGAUUUCCGCAUCCAUAGGCGUGGGGAGCGAGUGCAGAGAGGAGGUGGGAGUGGGAGUGGGCGAAAGAGCAGGAAGAAGAAGAAGAGAAGAAGAAGCAGGAGGCGGAGAGGAGGAGAUUCACAUGAUUCCCUCGAAGCCGACGCCAGAACCGAACCAAAAAAGCACAGAAACCAAAGCCGUUGCCGCCCAAAACAAGAAAAAACCUGGAAUCCGAGUGAGGAAGGACGCGCCCGAGCAACGCGUGGAGCGAGACAUCAGCUCACUUUGACUUUUACCCCUGCAUAAUUUAUAGUGUUUUGUGUGACUUAUGCUGUGCGGCGUACCUGUCAGUGUGUAGUGGAGGGGAAAGUACCGGUGGGAGUGGUAGUGGAUCUGGGUAUUUGGGUACC